Molecule: messenger RNA, 2081 nt
Organism: Drosophila hydei
Lineage: Eukaryota; Metazoa; Arthropoda; Insecta; Diptera; Drosophilidae
Gene: Sox21a
Product: transcription factor Sox-1a
Exons: 3
Coding region: 444-1556 (370 amino acids)
Biological process (GO): cell differentiation; positive regulation of transcription by RNA polymerase II; anatomical structure morphogenesis
Molecular function (GO): RNA polymerase II cis-regulatory region sequence-specific DNA binding; DNA-binding transcription factor activity, RNA polymerase II-specific
Source: RefSeq, a predicted model, not a curated record
CGAUACGGACGCACCGGCUCCGGCAACACACUCGGCUCGGGGUUAGUUCAGUUGAAGAGGAAGCGAAGCUUCGAGCGCCGCACAAAAGCGUUUGUCAAGUGCUAUUCCAAGUGUUUAGAUCUGAGUUCAACUUAACUAAAGCCAAAAUAAAUAAUGCACAUUUAAUAACAUUUAGUGCAGCAUAUCUCGCAAAGGCGAAACGAUUCGAAGAUUAAAAGUGUCAACAAGCUCUGCAUUCCUGAACAGUGUUAUUAACCGAACUCCAGAUCUACCCGUUCUCGGGAUUACGGCACCAAAUCCGCAACUGUACAAAAGCACAGCUCUGCCUGCAGACACAUAGAGGAAACGGUCAGUGCACCGCAGUGGAGUCCCUGGAUAACCCGACAGCCGGCAAGCGGGCCACUCACCUGACGCACCCAACUUCACAGUCGCAGCGCGCAGCCAUGACGAGCAUCUCGGCGCUGCUGCAUCGCAAUCACAGCCACAGCCACAGCCACAUCCACAACAGCAACGGCUACACGAGCAGUGGCAGUGGGAGCAGCAGUCACAGUCAUCACAGCAGCAGCCUCUCACCGCCAACGACAAUCGGAGCAGCCACAACGCCGCCGCCACCACCGCCUCCAGCGGUGCCCAAGUUAGAGCAGCAGCAGCAGCAGCAGCAGCAGCAGCAGCAGCAGCAACUGCAACAACAACACAACUCCAACUCGAAUGGCAGUUCGCAUCAUGACCACAUUAAACGACCAAUGAACGCGUUCAUGGUGUGGUCCCGGGGACAGCGACGCAAAAUGGCGCAGGACAAUCCCAAAAUGCACAAUUCAGAGAUAUCGAAGCGUUUGGGUGCCGAAUGGAAGUUGCUCACCGAAUCACAGAAGCGUCCAUUCAUUGAUGAGGCCAAGCGUUUGCGCGCGCUGCACAUGAAAGAGCACCCCGACUACAAAUAUCGACCUCGACGCAAGCCCAAGACGCUCAACAAGUCCCCAGUGCCGGGCGGCGGUGGCGGCGGAGGCGGAACAUCAGGCACAAGCUCUGGACUUACGGUCGCUGGUCAGCUGGGCAAGGAUCUCGCGCAGCCGCAGCAUUCGCCACAUGCACAGGGCCUGCCGCAUCAUCAUCACCACCCGCAUCACCCACAUCCACAUCCCGCCCAUGCUCAUGCGCAUCAUCAUCACGCGCAGCUGAGCGCAGUAGCAGCGGCCGCUGCCGCUGCCGCCGCCUCCCACUCCCAUUCGCAUUCGCCCACCUCGCUGGCCGCCAAGUAUGGCUUUGGAUCGCCACUAGAGCUGUCGCUGCCGCGCGUGCCCGGUGGCUUUCCGCUGGCACAUUAUCCGCUGGAUCCAACCCUGGCGCUGGAUCUGCAGGCGCGUCUGCAGGCCAUGUACGCCGGCAGCAUCUAUCAUCCAUGGCGCUAUUUGCCACUGAUCAGUCCAGAUACUCCGCCCUCACCACCCAGCAGCAGCGGCACAGGCAUCUCGUCCUACGGCUGUGUCAAGUCAUCCAAGUCCUCGCCCGUCGCAGUCGUCCCAGCGCUGGCCACAACGCCGCCCAACAUUAUUUGACCGACUCCGCUGCGCUACGGCGCUGCCGCUGCGGAGCAUGCGGUCUAAAUUUGGAGCAACCACAGCAACUAAGUACCGCCCCGCCCCCCACACCCCACCCAAACUGGCAGCAGCCAUCAGAUCUGCCCACUUACUUCUGUAGGACCCUAGUAUUAGCCGAAUCUUUGUGUGUUUCUGUUUUAUGUUGCGUGUUUCUGUUUCUGUUUCUGUUUCUGUUCGCCCCCUCCCGGACUACGUCUAUGACUAUUCACUUUGGUUAUGUGGUACUUAGCUAUGUAUAUAAACAACAAUCAAUAUAUAUGAGGAUAUGCUAUCCGAAAAGACAUACAACAAAUUCCACACUGCAGAAAUUUGAACGGAAACUAAAUAAAUAAAACUCAAAUUGUUCCUAUCAACCUGCUACAUGAGUAUAUUCUUGAUUAGAUGCAACCAACUCUGGGUAAGCCUUGCAGUUGUCAUUAUCACUGAAGAGCCCAGGACAUUUCAGAACAGUUUGAACAAAUUCGAAUCGAAACUAAGCAGUUU